ACCAAAAUCGGCUGCAAGUGUCGUUUUAAGUAUAAAUUGUCGUGUGGCAUUUGAAAAUUCCGAAUAUAUUUCAAUGCAUACAUAAAAACAAUUAUAAUCAUAUUUAUUUCGAGUGCUAGUUUGAAUUGUUGGACAUGGCUGGGCCUUAUCUAUCGCCCCUUGGGCCUCAGGCCGAUCUGCUCACUGAAUAUAUGUUCGGUCGACGGCGUCAGGUCAGUAGACGCAAUAGAACGACGUUCACACCUCAACAACUUCAAGAACUCGAGUCGCUCUUCUUGAAGACGCACUAUCCGGACGUGUUCUUACGUGAAGAGGUGGCCCUCCGAAUUUCCCUGUCGGAGGCUCGGGUUCAGGUGUGGUUCCAGAACCGACGUGCAAAGUGGCGUAAACAGGCGCGUCUUCAGCUGCUUCAGGAUGCCUGGAGGAUGCGUUGUCUAGGUCUUGGCAGUGCAGCACCUCUUCUACUGAGACCACCACCUGGUACCAGUGUAGAACGUUCCGAUUCUUCACCUCCACCUCCCCCAAACUCAGGAGGAAUUUCACCCCCGCAGUUAUCAGGUGGAACUGAUAAACUGCCCGACAACCCGAAUCACCCCAUCUGUAGAGAUUAUCGACUGUUACCUCCACACGGGUACUCAAUGACUUGUGAAAAAUCGCCAGAACACGGUAAAUGCGGUUGUGGCUCACCUCCACGGAGUACAUCAACGCCAUCAAGUGUAGAAGUGGAUUUACCAAAUCGUGACAGACCCCAAGAAGCAGAAAUGGAUCUUACUGUGAAGACUCCACUUGCCACGCGUCACCCGCAAAUUCUUCCGCUAUUUCAUCACAUUCCGAGUGAAUCCCGCCAUGAUCUCAGUCCUUUGCCUCGGUCUAUGGACGAGCCACUCGAUGUAACUCUGAACGGCAGUAGAAAUAGCAACUAAAUAAAAUAAAAUCAUCUCUCAAUGUUCAACGCCUAUAGUGGAUCUCCAGUGGCAACUGCUCUGACCACUCAUUCGAGUAAUUGUCCUUCGAUGAUCAUGUAAAUAAAUCGCGAACAGCCUAAUCCUUUUAAAACAAUCCAUAAAUGCAGACAGAUGACUAGUUUGUAACUCUGAUGAGCGCGUAGUUACAUCUAGAAGGUGAGAGACAGGAAACACUUAAUCAGUAAUGCUGAUAAUCCAUUGUGUUAAAAAAACUAAAGAAAAUCCGCUGAUGAUACUGAGAGAAUCCGCGGGAUUUAGCAACUCCAUCAGAAUUUGCGUAACGGUACAAUUUUUUAAAUAUUCGUGUACUGUUAUGCAGCAAGACACCGCAAAAAACGCAUUAUACAUUCUCUGUUUUCAUUUUUCUGUUCUUCAUUCGUACAAAUGUGUUACGUAAGUUCGACAAUCGGGUUAAGUGGAUAAUUUGGAGUUAUGAAAC
This is a messenger RNA of Fopius arisanus, 1404 nucleotides long. RefSeq names its product paired box protein Pax-6. The transcript is spliced from 4 exons. Bases 135 to 923 code for a protein of 262 amino acids. Gene Ontology annotation, molecular function: DNA-binding transcription factor activity, RNA polymerase II-specific; RNA polymerase II transcription regulatory region sequence-specific DNA binding. NCBI's taxonomy places the organism in Eukaryota, Metazoa, Arthropoda, Insecta, Hymenoptera, Braconidae. Gene Ontology annotation, biological process: regulation of transcription by RNA polymerase II. The record is from RefSeq and is a predicted model, not a curated record.